AUGGCCAUGGGCUGGUACUGUACCACCCUCACGCUCUUGGCGGGAGCGGGCCUAGCCCAUUCGGCGGCGUUGUCCGCCCCAGCGACACAAAUUGUGGAUUUAGACUACGCUAUUCAUCAAGGCACCUUAGGUAGCUCAGGGUCCUACUACAACUUCUCGAACAUACGGUAUGGCGAAACAACGACCGGAGCAGACCGCUUCCGUGCGCCAAAAUUGCCAACCAGCGUUGAUCGACGACUAAACCGCGGCCAGAACUUCACUCGUUGUCCACAAGCUCAUCCCGCCUGGCUCACGACUGGCUAUGAAGUCGCGAUCGGUGAGCCAACGUCCGCACUGACGCAUCCGGCGUUCAAUAUUUCUCAAGUUCCUCCCGUGAACCCGGAAGAGUCAGAAGAUUGUCUCUUUCUGGAUGUCUUGGUUCCCACAGAAGCAUUCAGCAGGCGAUCCAGCAGAAGACGCACUGCGACUGUCGAGGCUGCUAGCGGACUUCCAGUGCUUGUCUGGAUCGAUGGUGGGGGCUUCUCCGCCGGAUAUAAGCAUGAGAUGAAUGCCACAGGCCUGAUGACGCGAAAGAGUGGCGCUGGGGAGGAUUUUAUCUUUGUGGCCAUGAACUAUCGAGUCGGCUUGUUUGGCUUUCUACCGGCGCAGCUGAACGGCGAGGGAGACUCGAACGCCGGCCUCCUUGACCAACGACUUGCGCUACAAUGGGUGCAGCAAUACAUCCAUCUCUUCGGGGGCGAUUCCAGCCGGGUCACCAUCAUGGGAGAAUCCGCUGGUGGCGGCUCAGUACUCCACCAGAUCACCGCUUACGGUGGGUCGCGCCCGAUACCGUUCCAGAAAGCGAUCCUACAAAGCCCAGGCUUUCAGCCAAAUGGCAGUCCGGGCUUCCAACAGAGCAUUCUGGAGCAGACCUUUUCCGUAGCGUCAAGCCUUACCAACAAGUCGAUCCGAUCCAUCUCAGACCUCCGCUCGCUGACUUUCGAGGAGCUACACCUCCUCAACAGCGUCAUCGUCGGCGGAUCCCCUUAUGGCAUAUACACAUACGGCCCCGUGGUAGACGGCUCCUUCGCACCUGAUCUGCCCAGCCGUCUCAUCGCGCAGAAUCGCUUCGCGGCUGCAUCCCUGCAAGGUCUACUAAUGGGCACGAAUCACCGGGAAGGCAUCCUCUUCGACUCCCCUUUCCUAGCCAAUGAUAGCGACUACCGUGCCAACAUUCGCCAAUUCUUCCCCAACAUGACACAAGCGGAUCUCAAUUAUGCUGCAACAGCACUAUAUCCUAACGAUCUGUCGGGCAAGUAUAACUACACGACGCAACCCGAGAGAGCAGCCAUCACGACUGCUGAAGGUUGUUUUCUGUGCAAUACGCGCUGGUUGGCGCAAGCGUUGGGUCCAAAGACAGGCAAGAUCUGGAAGUACCUCUUCGCUGUGCCGCCGGCUAUUCAUGCGGAUGACUUGGCAUAUUCGUUCUAUAAUGGUCCGGAAACGAAGACUUGGGAGGAGCUUCCAGUUGUGGAGGAGGUGGCCAACGUCUUACAACAAUAUAUUGUCAACUUUGUGGUGACGGGCGAUCCAAAUGGGGCAGCGAAGGAGCCUGGGGUGAUGCGAAAGGCUCUACCGACGCCGCUGGGCCGGUAA
Cyphellophora attinorum is the source of this 1635-nucleotide messenger RNA. Its product is annotated as Acetylcholinesterase. The record is from RefSeq and is a predicted model, not a curated record. Bases 1 to 1635 code for a protein of 544 amino acids. The transcript has 3 exons. NCBI's taxonomy places the organism in Eukaryota, Fungi, Ascomycota, Eurotiomycetes, Chaetothyriales, Cyphellophoraceae.